UUUACACCGCACACUAAUUUAUUUUAACGAGAGAUUUGAGAUGUUUUUUUUCUUUCUGGAAAGACUAGGCAGAAACAACCAUACCCGGAAGUAUUUAGAUGCGACACUCUUAUGUGCGCCAUGUUUUGUUGACUACACUUAGGAUUUAUCUUUUUAAGUACCAGUGCCGCAAUGAACCACUGUACAAGAAAUGUAUUCGCUGGUGACUGGAACUUCCUUCUCCGGUUUCAAAGAAAAACACGGACAAAAUGCCACCAGUCUUCGGGAACGGCUCUUAUUUACCAUACCCGGGGUCAGACCACGGCUGCAAGGCAAGCUCCAGAUGAUGGGAAAGGAGAGAAACCUCCACUUCGAGCCAUUGAUUUGGCUCGCAAGCUCCGGCAGGAGAGGGCCAAUACUCGGACAGCGCAGCCCAAUGUUUCACCCCAACAGAAGAGGGUGAUAGACUUAAAACGGUUCAGUCUUCAGCUUCAAAAUAUUCAUCCCAACGUGCUGGCCAAGCACCUGAAGAGAGGCGUGCUGUACCAGGAUCAGCAUGUUGUCGUUGUCAAUAAACCGUAUGGUGUUCCUGUCACAGAUGCCUCUGGGGAGACAACCAUCUCCUCCGUGCUUCCCGUCCUUUCCAAAAUGAUGGAUGGUAUGAGGGUCAAGUCCAAUUCUCAGCUGCUGCCCUGCCUGGGCCUGGAGAAGGAGAUUACAGGUGCUCUCCUGUUGGCCAGGAGUGAAGAAGCGGCCAAGCACGUACUGGAACUCAACAGAAGUAAUCAAGUACAGAGAAAGUACUGGCUUAUCACAGUGGGCGUGCCGGUGCCAUCUGAAGGCAUGAUUGACAUUCCAAUCAUAGAGAGAGAAAUCACCGGUUCUCAGCCUCACUACAAGAUGGCCUUAAGCCCCGUUUACAGAAUGAAUGACACCGGCAGCGGACUAACUAAAGUUCGAGCCAAUCGCCAAUCCCUUCCUGCCGUCACAAAGUACAAAGUCCUGGACAGUCAUGCCGGAUGUAGCCUUGUGGAACUGCAACCUCUAACUGGAGUGAAGCACCAGAUCAGGGUCCACAUGGCAUUUGCAUUGACCUGCGUCAUUUUGGGCGACCACAAAUAUUCACACUGGAGCAAACUGGCACCACAGAAAUUACCAGAGGGCGUGCUGAAAAAGCUUGGCCUUGAACAAAGCAAGAGCCGACAUCUUCCGCUUCACCUGCACGCUCGUCAACUGACACUCCCCAAAGACGGCGAUGGCAUCAUCAGCGUGGUCUGCCCAAUGCCGAAGUUCUUCACGCAAACACUUAGAAGGCUGAAUUUAACUUUCCCUAAGGAAAAAGAUGAAACGGCUACUUUGUGACUUUGAGCGCGACCGUUCAAAUUACAUACUGUACAGUGUAUUGUAAUUUUAAUAAAUGUAUAUAAACAUG
Hippocampus zosterae (dwarf seahorse) is the source of this 1411-nucleotide messenger RNA. RefSeq names its product pseudouridylate synthase RPUSD4, mitochondrial-like. The transcript is spliced from 6 exons. Gene Ontology annotation, biological process: pseudouridine synthesis. Lineage: Eukaryota; Metazoa; Chordata; Actinopteri; Syngnathiformes; Syngnathidae. The coding region runs from base 172 to 1341 and encodes 389 amino acids. The record is from RefSeq and is a predicted model, not a curated record. Gene Ontology annotation, molecular function: RNA binding; pseudouridine synthase activity.